AUGGCCAGCGACGACGGCUACGGCGACGUUUCCCUAAUGGCCGCCGAAGAGCCUCAUCGUGCGGACCCCGAGCUGCCGCAGCCGGCGUCGCCGCCGACGGAGCCCAUGAACACGGAGGAGUACCUCCACGCCUUGGCGAGCUAUGAUCGCCUCGCGGCGUCGGUGCAAGGCCCAAACGUGGCGCCGCCGACGGAGCCCACGAACUUGGCGGGGCUCGUCCCCAUGUAUCGACGCCUUGCGGCGUACUUGCCUUCCACGCUGGCACUGGCAGUGCCAGGUCCACACGGGGCGCCUGUUACCGUCGACCUGAAUCGCCUCGUGUACGUUUGGCGUGCGGGGGAGCGGGACGGCGACGGCGACGUCGUCGGAGCGGACGACGCGUACGUGCACGGGGGGUUCGGCGCCGUCCCGGCGUCGGGCGACGCCAUGGCUGCUCUGCCGGAGACGACGGUGGGCGAGGGAGAGGUGCCGGAGGAGUGCGCGGUGUGCCUCGUGGGCUACGAGGCGGGCGACAAGAUGAGGACGAUGCCGUGCUCGCACGGCUUCCACGAGCACUGCAUCCUCGGCUGGCUAGCGGUCAGCCGCCUCUGCCCGCUCUGCCGUUUCGCGCUGCCGGCCGAGGUGGAAUUGGAUGUGGAGGACGAGGGAUCGGACGACGACGACGAAGCUGACGACGACGACGUGGCAUGCUAGAGUCAGUAACUCUGUACGUAGCGAUCUUUUGAGUUGGUGGUUAAGCUUCAGUUGUGCCCCGUGACCUACUAUCUGAUGCUCUGACAGUCCGAUCGGCAUGUAACCGGGGUUGAACAAUUUCAUGCAGUAACAGUCAGCUGCCAAUAAUAGCUU
Molecule: messenger RNA, 846 nt
Organism: Setaria italica (foxtail millet)
Lineage: Eukaryota; Viridiplantae; Streptophyta; Magnoliopsida; Poales; Poaceae
Exons: 1
Coding region: 1-693 (230 amino acids)
Source: RefSeq, a predicted model, not a curated record